This is a messenger RNA of Ostrinia furnacalis (Asian corn borer), 5884 nucleotides long. RefSeq names its product hormone-sensitive lipase (gene Hsl). Gene Ontology annotation, biological process: triglyceride catabolic process; cholesterol metabolic process. Gene Ontology annotation, molecular function: sterol ester esterase activity; triacylglycerol lipase activity. Lineage: Eukaryota; Metazoa; Arthropoda; Insecta; Lepidoptera; Crambidae. Gene Ontology annotation, cellular component: cytosol. Bases 152 to 2647 code for a protein of 831 amino acids. The transcript is spliced from 16 exons. The record is from RefSeq and is a predicted model, not a curated record.
UUUCAUUCAUUCACGAAUCGCAACUCGAUGGAAAACGCGAGUUUUGGAAAGAAAAAUAUUUAAAAUUGUGCUUCAAUAACACCUAAUAUUGAUUAGAAACGAAUUUAUAAAAAUGGUACAAUGAUAAAAAAAUAUCUGCGCGAAGUUUUUUAUGAGGCUUAAGUGGUUCGGUAGCGGGUUCCGUUUGGCUGCGGUGAAUUUGUAUAGAAGCAAGAUGUCAUACACGGAGACCCCGGCUAAGGCUUCGUUGUGCUGCGAGGACUCUGGCGAUGUCCCUCCUCCUACGUUCGCGAUGUACGAGGCUCUAAAGGACUCGUGCCAGAACAACGCGACGUACUUCCAGCCGGACGACAGUGAGAACGGCCAGCGCCUGUACCAGGGGUUCAUGACGCUGAUAGACCACAUUGACACCGUGUGGCCCCUUGUUGAUCAUGUGAGAAGGGUGGCUCCAAUGUACGAUUUCGACGCGAAGUCGCCUGGCAACGGUUAUCGCAGCUUCGUCUCUGUCGUGGACUCGUGUGUUCUUCACGGUCUGAAGCUGAGCAGACAAGUCUGUACUGGCCGAGAUGCUCUGCUUUUUAGAAAGGGGUACUUCGUUAAGGAAAUCGAAUCUUGCGGCCAGCUUCUAGCGUCCUUAGGGACAUGUCUCCACCACCUUCACACGUUGCUAUCCUGGGCACCGGCGGGAGACCUGUUCCCUACGGAACCACACUCACCAGAGGAGCUGUUCUCUCAAGCAGACACGAUCAAUCAGUAUUGUUUCUAUGGAAGAUGUCUCGGAUUUCAAUUCCUACCAUCCAUGCGUGGCAUCCUCAAAGGCAUAUCCAUAUGCAUGGCCGGGUUCUCCGAAGCGUACUACAGCCACGGGAACCUCAUCAGCUCGGUCUGGACCGGAGGACAGUACCUCAUCGACCCCGAAAUGAGGGCACGGAGAAUAGUAAAUAUAUCCCAGUCGGCCAGUGUCGAGUUCUGCAAGGCGUUCUGGUUUCUUGCUGAGAGUGAAAUAAUGAAGCGAGUGCCGAGUCUUAUGUCUUCAACGGUGGCUGUAAAUAAGCUUAUCACGAUACCCCCGGAACCUAUCACGGUGACCACGACUGAAGGCAAAGAGGUGACAGUGCUGCCCCCUACGGUGCAUAUAGGCUUGCAAGGACUAAACGUUAGGCUGAUCAGUGUCAAUAAACGUAUGGGAAUGGCAGGAGAAGGCACAUCAACCUUGCCCCCAGCUGAAGGCAUAGUAUUCCACUGCCACGGAGGGGGCUUCGUGGCCCAAAGCUCUAAGUCCCAUGAGACUUACCUCCGAGAAUGGGCGGCCAAGCUGAAUGUGCCCAUACUGUCCAUAGACUACAGUUUAGCGCCGCAAGCACCCUUCCCAAGGGCACUGGAAGAGGUUUUUUAUGCUUACUGCUGGAUGGUGAAUAAUUUUAAGGAAAUCGGAACUACGGGUAAACGAAUAGUAUUUGCCGGCGACUCGGCCGGCGCGAAUCUCAUAGCCGGCUGCACUCUAAAGAUCCUCUCCACCGGUCUUCGAAGACCAGAAGGGUUAUUCAUGGCUUAUGCCCCACUAUUGGUCAGCUUUAUACCUAGCCCAGCGAGGCUACUGUGUUUGAUGGACCCACUACUGCCUUUUGGGUUUAUGAUGAGGUGUCUGAAAGCAUAUGCAAGCCCGAAUACGAGUAAAAAGGACGACAAACACGGGGCUAAUAACACACAAAAUGCCGUGUCAAAUGCGACCACGCCUCUUGACAGCAACGGUUUUCUCAAAGUCAGCCCGUCACAAGAAGGCAUAAGCGAGGGACCGUCGUCUUUCGAAGAAGUGUCUCCGUCUGACCUGGCGGAGCUGCAAGCCCACAAGUCGGGCAGCGAGCGCAGACAGUCUUCCGACACUACCAUCAGUGCCGCUUCGCUGCAGAGCGAGCACACUGCUACCGGUGUGACCCCGCCCGAGGACAAGUCUCAGCAGUACGUGUCAGACUUCUUGGAACGUUACGUGCUCGACAGCGACACUGACUCGGAAGGCCGCCGGAUACCCAUCAUCAAGCCCAACAAGAACCGGGACGAGUCGCAUAAAGAAGGAGAAUCAGAGAAUUCAAGUACGUUAGUAGGCGAGCCGCCGCUCGUAGACGACUUAGAAAAAGAAAAUAAGAAAAGGAUAAAGACACGAAUAAGCGAAGCAGCCACUGGAAUAAUGGGUGCGAUGUCGUCUCGCCUGGCAUACAUCACAGGGUCAAAUACGAUAUCUAGACCCACACAGGAAGAGUAUAAUGCUUUUCAUUCUAGCCUGGCUGUGCGGUCGAAUCUCGACGCGCUAAUCGCCCGCAGUCCGUCCGACGAGUUCAUAUUCUCGGUGCCACGAGACCCCUACCUGUCGCCGUACUGGGCCGACGACCAGCUGCUUCACCAGUUCCCGCCAGUUAGAAUACUCACCGUGCAUUUGGACCCGUGCCUGGAUGACUGCGUGAUGUUCGCGAAGAAGUUGAAGAGAUUGGGCAACGUCGUGGGCAUCGACGUGCUAGAGGGACUGCCUCAUGGAUUCCUUAAUUUCUCAUUGAUGGCCAAAGAAGCGAACGAAGGAUCGAAGCUAUGCGUUGAGCGCAUCAAGCAACUUCUAGACCUCGAGGCGGCGCCGGCGCCCGACCGCGACUUAUGAAUGUGCGGCCUCUGCUGCCACACGUAGCCUGACGCGUGGCACCCUUAGGACGCCAAGUAACACCGUAGGACAUUCCCUAGCUAGUCCAGAAUGAAAUAAGCCUUAUGGUAAUGUCAUACGACCCAAAUUACGGGAGCACACGUGGGAAUAGCAUUGGGUUCAUAGGAAUUUCGCCUCUGUUUGCAUUGAAAGAUUCGUGCGUUUUUGGUGCGCAUGUUUGUGACACCUGAUAUAGAAAAUUGGUGUGAGACAUAGAGACGUCACAUUGCGUACUUUAUGGUCGUAAAAUACAGAUGAUCUCCCGUUUUUUGCAUCAGUUCUUAAAGUGAAUGAACUAAAUUGAAAGGAAUGGUAAGUUAACAAAAAAUACCAAUCAACCAGGGCCAUUAUGAAAUGGCCCUGCUGGAAGGGCUUUUCGGGUCUCGGGACCGGGUACGAUUUUGGAAUUACAAAACUUACGAGUGAAAAAUUCAUGAGUGUAGAUCGACCACACAUACAUCUUAAUUUUAAUGUAAUGGUCCAACGGCGAAUAUGUAAACAAUACAUAAUGAAAUGUCGCUAACCCGUCGACCUACAAAAUGAGGAAUUUCUUCAAGGAAUUUUGAACUUUAGAUCUGUAUCAUAAGACGCAAAAUCAAUUAAGUACUUGUAAUUUUGUGAUGUGUCAUGCGCUGGCGAACUUACAACUAUGACGUCGGUGACUUCGUCAUACUCGCACAGUAAAGGUCGUGAUAGUUGUAAAAGGACGUGAGUUUUCGGAUAUUUUAAUCUAUUGACUGUGUAAAUCCAUUGUCAUCAGUAAGUUGCCUUGAUUAUUGACGUUUGCUUCUUCUGUCUAUUUAUUAUUGUGCUAUACCAUAUUUCAAUUGGUGAGUAUUUAUUAUACUCAAAAUAAGUUUUAUUUAUUUAUUUCAUUAGCAAAUUUGAGCUCUAAAAUGAGCUAAAGACAUGUAGAUAAACAAAGAUUUGAGUGACAUGAAUCUUCUUAAUCCAUCCAUACAUAAAUCACAAUUUACUAAUUACUAACAUCACAUACAUACUUUAUCAUUUAACGUAAGAAAGAAAGCAUGCAAUACAAAUAUGAGCAUUUAGUUAUUUAUAAACAGCGUGUCGUUUUGUCCGAACGUUUUUUUGAAAUGUGUGUAAAAAAAUUCAAAAUGCAUGUUGCCAAAGUAAGAGUUCAAAUCGAGUGUUUUGUAAAUCGAUUGUUUUUUCUGUGGUCUCAAACCCACUGUAUUCGUAUUUGUGUAUUAUAUUCUAUCUACUACUACUACUUAUCUACUGGUAUAACGCAUGGUAGGGAAGAGGUGCGUGAAUGUGUACAGUCAGCGUCAAAUAGUUCAUGACACCCAAAGUAACCAAAAAGUUUGCAACACGUCUUUGUUACAAUUUGAAAAUGCAGGUUCUGUUGUCUACUUUUAACAUCUUUGGGUGUCACGAACUAUUAGACGCUGAUUGUAUGUAUCACAUCAUACAUUAUUAGUAGGCGCGCACACCGUUGAUUUUUAGUUGGCCGAUAGUUGUGCCCGAUUUUAAAUUGUAUGAAGAAUCGGCCAAAUCGAAUCGGCAUAGUGUGCGCACUGCCAUACAUGCCCAUACUGAUCAACUGCCCGACUAAACUAUCGGCCGACGAAAAAUCAAACGGUGUCCGCCUACUCUUAUAGUGAGACUUUAAAUGUGCUUUCUGACAUGUAUACUAGGCCAUCUCUGUUACGUCAUAUUAUGUCACCCCUCACGCACCUCUCCGCUGGAAUCUAUUCAGAUGCUUCAUACCUACAGUAAAUUACAAAAUCCAAUGUACUACGUACGGCACAUGACAUUCACAAGUAGGUUUAAAACUCAAAUACAAUCAUGUUUCGUUGAUAGUUGAAAGCUUAAUUAACUUACGUACGUGCGAAUACCCAUAUCCAUGUUCAGGAUUUUAAAAGGGAAUAUUGUAAAUGCAUUUUAAAUCAUUGUUGAGUUCCUAAGAUGUAUUUAUUACGAACGAGAUAGUAAAUAUUAAUAUGAUAUUGAAAGUAAUGUUCUAAUGUCCAAUUCGUUAUGUUAAGUAAAAUAAUAAUCGAUUCCAUAUAACAUAAACAAAAUGUAUAUUUGAUGCUCGUCACUGAAAAGCAGAGAGUGAAUUCUUCAAUAGCUCGUAGAAUAUUAAACAACUCUAAUAACUACAUAUUACAUAACGCUUUAAAAACAAAAUUUAUCAACCAAUUAUAGUUUUAAUAAAAAUAAACUAUUUAGUUAUUAAAUCUUUUUACUUUACGUAACGAAUUAUGUACCUAAUAUUUUAUCGAUGUUUAUUAAAUAGUUUUGGAGUUGCGAUUUGAAUAAUGGAAUUGAUGAAAUCGAAGUACCUGUACUGUAUAAACUUACACGAUGAUGUUAUUACGAGAAGUAAUUAAGAUUUUUAAAUGAAGUAUUAACCGAAUCGUAGAUGCUACGUAAAAUACUUUUACUUGUUGUGUUUAUUUGUAGUUUUUUAUGAUAAUUAUGACGUCGAAUGUACCGUACUCGUUUUGUUAGAGAGCUAGAAGUAAAUACUUUAAAACCUUAUCUCAUUUUUAGUAUCUUUAAAAUAUUAAUUAGUUGGUCUAUUCUGCAAAAUGAUUUCUACAUUUCCGCUCUACCUAUCCUUUUCACACACUUGUGCGGUUGAUAUAAUAUAGUGAGCAAGAGAGACAAAUAUAGAUAAGAAUAUUAAAAUCGUUUUGUAGAAUAGUGCUUUAGAUGUUCGUUUAGAGUUGUAUCUACAAAAUUUUAAUACCAUGUUUACCUAGACUAGCGAAAUAUAAAAUUAUUUCUAACCUAUCUCACAAAUCUAUGUGUAAUGCAACUAAAUAGUAUUUGAUUAACUAAAUUGCGGUUUUAAAACUAGAAAAGCAUUGAAAUACUUGAGUCGGUAUUGGCUUUGGAUGUUACAUUUCAUUGUUUAUUUUAUCGUUAAAUGAAUGCAAUAUGACAUUGUCUGUGAUAGUGAAAUGAGGCUUUGUGAAAGCAUAACAGUAUUCUAAAAUGCACGAUUAUAAAAUCAACUUGUAAAAUAUAUUGUAUGUUGUUAUAUCUGUUAGUGUAAUUAAAGAAUUUGUAAAAAUGUAUUUAAACGAUAUUUUUAUAGCAUAAAGAUAACUGUCCACGUACAUGAAAAAUUAUAUAAAUUACUUGUGGAAAACAUAAUCAUACUACUAAAUAAUUUUAAAGGACGCAAAUAUGUCAGGCCUUAAAUUGGAAAUGAGAAAAUUG